AUGGCGGGUCAUAGGCAGCAAGGACGCGAGGCUGGCGAGCACGACUUCAAGGAGAGCGACCAGGACUACGAAGAUACCGACGUUCCUCCAUUCGUUCCCGCAUUUGGUACCCCUACUGCUCACAUCGUGAAGCGCAAGUUCUCGAGCAAGUCAGAUGUCGCCUCGAGGCAUAGCAGUAGUAGCGAACCGGAGCGCUCCAACGAACAGCCGAGUACAACACCUGAAGAAGGCCACAGAGCGAAGCGACCCAGGAUCGAAAAGGAUGGUUCUACCGCCAAGACAUCAGGGCGUCCGCGAAAGCGUACGCCAGACUCCGCAUGGCAGGGUAAUCGCGUGACCUCCCACCUGGAUCGAUUUGGUGACAUCAGCACUGAAGAAACUUCUGAGAUACUGCGGCAAAGGAUAAGGACCAAGCAAACUGAACUUGGCUCUCGUAUCUACGGUCUUGAGGACUCCAUGAACGAGUCUUUUCGCAACCGCGUGUUCAUGGUUCUGAGUGAGGAGGCGGUGAGUAUUCCACGUCGCCCCGAGAUUCCUCUUGGAUUCCGAGUCAAGGUCGAGCACUGGGAUUUCGCUGGAUACCUUGAUGAAGACAGUGUGAAUCUGUUGGAAGCGCUUUCAAAGCGAGUCACAACAUCGCAACGAGAUGACAAGAUGGAUCACGAUGUCUACCACUCUAUGGACUGGCGAGCUAUAGACGAUGGUCGAAAGGCCAAGGGCCUCGCAGCGUAUCCACGACCUGACCGGCGGCCACCCCCUCGUCAAACUGAGACUCCCCAACAUCAUCCGGAUGUAGACGAGUCCGACAACGAUCACAGGCGUUCCGAUCAUCGCCGCCGCUCUGAUGAUCGACGAGACCGAGACCACCGGGAUUCAUCUCGAAAGGAUCGGGGCUACUCAGACACCGCAUCUUACGGUAAAGAUCGCCCACAGCGCCCUCGUGAUUCAGAUACCAGGAGCUCUCGGCCGCGAUCAGGCAAGGGAAAGAGGGCCGAUCAAUAUGACGACAUUGACCGAAGCAAGGCUGAUGGCCCUCGCGGAGACCACGCCACAGAAGGUACUCAGUCCUGGAAUGGGGCUGUUCAAGGUAUCAGGGCCGGUAGUGUGUAUGUUGGCCCCAACUAUUACAGCCGAGAGUCUACAGGCCGGACCGACCGCAUGAACGACGACGAAGGUCCUUCCGGAUCGCGUGGCCUCGGCGGUUCUUACGAUCGCUUCUAG
Alternaria hordeiaustralica is the source of this 1221-nucleotide messenger RNA. RefSeq lists its product as uncharacterized. The record is from RefSeq and is a predicted model, not a curated record. NCBI's taxonomy places the organism in Eukaryota, Fungi, Ascomycota, Dothideomycetes, Pleosporales, Pleosporaceae. Bases 1 to 1221 code for a protein of 406 amino acids. The transcript has 4 exons.